ACUACGAGGACGACAUUUAUGAGAUCCGGGUCGCGCCUCCCUCAAAACCCUGAGUGUCACAGUAAAAAGGUUUUGAUUUAAUCGGCUCAGGCAGUGAUUUAUCUCAGUGUCCAAGAUCACUGAAAGGCAAAACGGACACUGCAAGACUCCAGUUAUAACGACAUAAACUACAAUGGAUUAUUCAACCAAUGACAGCAAAUCAACCAGCAAGAAAAAAGUGGUAGCUGUGGUGGGAGGUGGUUUGGUCGGUGCCUUGAAUGCCUGCUACUUUGCAAAAAGAGGUUUUCAAGUAGAGGUCUUUGAAUCUCGAGAAGAUAUCCGCCAAGCCAAAAUAGUCAAGGGAAGAAGCAUCAAUCUAGCUCUAUCUCACAGGGGUCGCCAGGCAUUGAAACAAGUGGGAAUGGAAGACACGAUUGUCUCCAAAGGAAUCCCCAUGCAUUCCAGAAUGAUCCACUCCUUGAAUGGGACACAGUCCCCCAUUCCUUAUGGCAAGAAAGGACAGCACAUCCUGUCUAUCGACAGAGCCAACCUCAACAAAGAAAUGUUGUCAGCGGCAGAGACGUAUUCAAACACAAAGCUGAACUUCGCCCACAAACUACUCAACUGGAACACUGAAACAGGAGCGAUGACCUUUCUCAGGGCUGAUGGUGCAAAGGAGGAGAUCCAGGCAGACUUGAUUGUGGGGUGUGAUGGAGCAUUCUCUGCCAUUCGGAAACAGUUCCUCCGUCAGAGCCGUUUCAACUUCAGUCAGACCUACAUCCCCCAUGGGUACCUGGAGCUCACCAUGCCCCCCAUCAAUGGAGAGUUUGCCAUGAAGCCUAAUUAUCUGCACCUAUGGCCACGCAACACAUUCAUGAUGAUUGCUCUGCCCAACUUGGACAAGACUUUCACCUGCACACUCUUCAUGCCGUUUGACGAGUUUGAAAAUGUCACCACGGGCGACCAGGUCAUUGAGUUCUUCCUGAAAUACUUUCCCGACGCCAUCCCACUAAUAGGAGCGGAGGCUCUUAAGACGGAUUAUUUCCAUCUACCAGCCCAGGCCAUGGUGUCCGUGAAGUGCUCUCCAUAUCACCUUAGUGAUAAGUGUGUCCUUAUGGGGGAUGCAGCCCACGCUGUGGUGCCAUUCUACGGACAGGGGAUGAACGCAGGCUUUGAAGACUGCCUUGUUUUCAACGAAAUCAUGGACCAGCUCAACGAAGAUUUCAGUGCUGUUCUGCCUGAGUACACUCGAGUCCGAGUCCCAGACGACCAUGCCAUCGCAGACCUGGCCAUGUACAACUACGACGAAAUGCGGUCACAUGUCAAUUCCAAAUGGUUCCUGUUCCGAAAAUACGUAGACAAUACCCUCCACAUUAUUAUGCCAAGGACAGUAAUCCCCAUAUAUACCAUGGUUACAUUUACUAGGACAAGGUACCACGAGGCAGUAAAACGCUGGCACUGGCAAGACAAAGUGAUCAACCAAUGCCUGUUAUGUGUGGCAGCAUCUGUUGUGGGAGGCUCCUACCUUCUAGUCAGAUACCACCCUAACAUGCCAAACAUCUCCAUCGAGCAGCUGUGGACCAGGCUGCAGGCCCUCAAGAGUCCCUUCUGAGGUUUUGUGGGCUAAUACCUCUUAGUCCCAGAUAAAGGGGUGAAAACGGAGCUACAAACAAGAUGGAAAAAUACAGUGUUCUGUGACCCAAUUACCAAUGUAAUUUUUUCAUAAUGUAAAUUUUAUUGACUGUAAUUGAAGGCCUGUGGGGCACAUUUUGUGUUAAUGUACAGGUAACUGCCAAAAUGAUACCCCUCUUUCAAAGUUAAUGAGAAUUCUUCUUCUAGCCAUGGUAACCAAAAUAAUGGGCAACUGGGCAUUUUUAUACAUAACCCUAAGCAUAAUAGGCUGUUAAUUUCUUAAUUAACUCAGUAACCACACCUGUGUGGAAGCACCUACUUUAAAAAUACUUUGUGUCCCUCAUUUACUCAAGUGUUUAUUAAUCAUUAUUAACUAACAUCCAACUCAUGUCAGUCAUGUUGCAGUAAUUAAACAUUCCAAAUAA
Oncorhynchus nerka (sockeye salmon) is the source of this 2036-nucleotide messenger RNA. RefSeq names its product kynurenine 3-monooxygenase-like. Gene Ontology annotation, molecular function: FAD binding; kynurenine 3-monooxygenase activity. The record is from RefSeq and is a predicted model, not a curated record. Gene Ontology annotation, cellular component: mitochondrial outer membrane. Lineage: Eukaryota; Metazoa; Chordata; Actinopteri; Salmoniformes; Salmonidae. The transcript has 15 exons. Gene Ontology annotation, biological process: quinolinate biosynthetic process; L-tryptophan catabolic process. The coding region runs from base 173 to 1591 and encodes 472 amino acids.